GCUAGUUGGCGUUGAGCCAGCGAUUGCCUCACGGGUCGGUUAGAACUAGGUUACGGCGCCGGGAUAGACUUCAGUACUAUAUACAUAGUUGAGAGUGAAUGGUCGUAUCACUGAAGGACUCCUCGCAGUGUAACAUCGCCACGGAUUAAUUAAUUAAUUAGCAACAUCUACAUUAACAAUCAUGAACGCGUGAAGACAAUGGCCCACGGAUUGGAGCAACUGAACGGUGACUGCACAGUUGUGGCAGUUACUAGACCGAAUCAUCGACAACAAGCAAACUCGCAAAAAAUCAAGAACCCAGAUGGACAUAUUCUCUGCAAGAUUUGCGGUGACAAAGCUUCUGGUUACCAUUACGGGGUCUUCUCGUGUGAGGGAUGUAAGGGUUUCUUCCGAAGAACGGUACGACAAAACAUGGUAUACAAACCGUGUGAGAAUCCGAACGGAUGUCUGAUAAUGCGCAUCAGCAGAAAUCGAUGUCAGUACUGCCGAAUGAAGAAAUGCAUUUCUGCAGGCAUGUCGCAUGAAGGAGUGCGGUUAGGCCGAUGUCCCAAAAAAGACAAACCAUCUAAAACAAAGUUUUUCAAGCUGCCCCAAACAUCACAUGGUUCUGUGGAUGUUGACAAGCAGAUCAAAUCCGAACAGAUGGUUUUAACCAUCCACGACGCCUUCAAGUCGGCUUUCAGGUCGUUUGAAAUAUAUUGCACACGAUUCAACUCGUGUCAGAAUAUCACAAAAGUAACAACAGAAUCCGCGGCUAAGGCUGUAUAUUCACGCUACCUGCCCGGAAUAGUGUUAUUCCAGACUGCAUUCGCGAAAGAGAUUCCCCACUUCACACAAAUGACUUUAGCUAGUCAGAGACAUCUUAUCAAGGCUAGCAUUCUUGAAACAGCUGUCAUUCAUAGUAGUUUAAACGCCGAUGUGUCUAAUGGCGAGUGGAUUGACAAUAAACUUCAAUUUGUGGUCCCUCAACACUAUGACCUAGAAAUUGGAACAUUAGGCGAGUUAUUCCAGGAUAUGUAUAAAGCCGCCAAGAAGCUUCAAAAGCUUGAGCUCAAUGACGUUGAACAUUCCCUUCUUGCUGCCAUGUUAUUAUUUUGUUCAGAUCGACCUGGUGUUGAGAAUAAGUAUACUCUGGAGAGGAUGGAACAUGAGUUGUGUCUAUCGAUGAAGUGUCAGAUGCUGUUAAGUCAUGCAGACGAUUCCCUUGUGUUCCCAAAGACAAUUGAGGUGAUGACAGACCUCAGGUCUAUCACAACAAAAUUUUUAGAUGAAAUGUUGAACGCACAAGUCGAAGUCGAAGACUCAUGAUAACACAUUGUACAUAUACUCUUGUUGGCUUGUUAUCUAUGUGUUUGUUACCAUGAUUUGUAUAUUUAUUCUAAGGCAUAUUACUGUAAUAUUUUACAAUAAAAUAUACUUGUUUUCGAUUCUUCAAAAUAUUUGCUUGGUGAUAUAUUUGUCGGCAAUAGAAAGAAUAAUUCUUAACAAGCAGAACCAUAUUAGAAGUCAUGAAUAUUAAAUGUUUAUUGAACACGACAUGUUUAUACCUUCGGAACACCAAAAAGGAUUUACGAUAAAUGUUUUGUCAAAUGGAAAUUGGUAUCUUUCAUUGCAUUUAUGUUGCCUGAUGUUUAUUUUUUUCUUUGAUAAUUUAAUUUACUUUCCAUGGACCUGUGAAGUAGCAUUCCAAUAAACUUAUAUUACAAUAUACGAUAUUACAAUUUAAACACAUACAUUACCACAAAACGCUUUUCCACUUCCACAAUCCUUGCAAGAAAAUUUGUCUAUGAAGACCAUUCGUCCUUUCCUUUAGAUGACGGCGUUUACAUGUCUUUGUAUUAGAUCACAAUUAUACUUUUCUAAACGUUCAUCAAACGGUUUAACUGACGUGUAAAGGAAUAUCAUCUGAGUCUAUUCGACUGCCGUCGACACACUUUUUCGGUAUAAGUUUCAUCAGUGGCGUACCAUUAAAGCAAUUAUUCCAUGUUGGGAUCUUUACUUUGACAUGUUGAGGAAAUGUUUUUGGUUGCAUUUUUAUUUCUUCCGCUUUGGGACAUGUUUUGGGCUCCUCUUUUUUCUACAAGUCUUAAAGAAUCCUGGUUGGGGAUGCUGAAUUAGACUUCGAAUUCUCGUGAACUUAGCUGAAUUCUGGUAAAGAAGGACUCGAUGACAUUAUAAGUUAUAUAUUAAUCGUAACUAACAUGAGUAAUUCAAGUAAGGAUUCUGAAUUUGUCCUAUAUUUGUAAGAUCCAUAUCAACCACACUGGCUUCAUGAAUUUCAAUGUUAAUAUAUUUAUUACUUUGAUAUUAUUUAAUUCUUUUCACUACAGAUAUUACAGUGGCAACUAUGUACUUUAAAUAUGAAUAUAUAUAUACAUAUACAACCAUUGGAUGGCGUCAGGCGCGCAUAUUAUGGACAUGUUUGUGGUUGUCAAGAUUUUGUUUUUUCAUGUUGUGUCAACAAAACAUUUAUUUAUUUUUUUAUUUAUUUAUUCCCCCAAACGGGAGGGGGGGUUGAUGGUUACUAUAUUCUUCUUUAUCUAGUUAAUAUGGUUGUUAAAUCUUAUUGGUCAAAACGAAGAUAUCUUCAUUAUACUAUGUUCUGUGAAAUGAAAUAUUUUAGUUUUCUUAUCGCGGAAAUUUCCACUUUUUCUUGACUUCUAAUAAGUUCAUGUUUAGAUAUUCCUCAACUUCUAUCCGGCCUUUGAACUUCACUGUGGUAUUCUUCCCAUUGAAGAAGGUGGCAGCAUAUUCUUCGAAUAAGUUAGGUAUUCCGAGUAAUUAUCAUCCUGGAAACUCAUCUACAACAUUUAUCAACAAGAUUAUUAAGUUGGUCAACGUAGAUUGGAUUAUUGCUGGUUGACAUCAAGAUAUUCCCUGAUGUCAAUGUCCAACAAAUAGCGAAAUUUUGAAUACGAUCCUAAUUAUCUCAAUAAAUCGUGUAAGGAACUUCAUAUCAAAAUACAUCGUGUUCAGCUGAAUCUAGAUCGCCAGAUUUAGAUAAGAAUACUGAUCUGUUUUAUUGCAUAUUGAACCAGAAUUGUGUGUCCUUGUCAAAUAUUACUGACCCAACUUCAAAGAUUUUGGAGGUCAAUGAUUCUUUGAAUUGAGGAAGGCAUAUUCACAUUGCUUAGAAUUAAUUUGGUUUGCGGGAAAAUUCAAAUUGUUUACGGGAAAUGCCCUUUUGAGCAGGAUUGCAAUGCAUUUACUAUUUGGAAAAAACGUCCCAUACGUAUAGACGUCUGGUCGCUUGUAAUGGAGACAUUCCAAAAUUCAGUCAAAUUUGUCAUAGUGUUUUACCUCAUUGAGAAAUCUCUGGGUUGGACCGUGCAGGUAGCUUUGGUCACCACAAGAUUUAAAACUAAACUUGUGGUGAAGCUUAUUUGACCUGUGGAUGUAGAAUAUUUGUUCUUAACAUCAUGCCUUCGAUUCAAAUAUUGUUUUAUUCUUAAACUAUGAUCUCAACUCUUAUUUUUCUAAGAUUACGCGUUUACAUAUUAAAGUCUAGUAAUCAUUGCGUGCUUUCUAAUCAACCACGGGUUAGAUGCGGUGUUCACAUCUUAUCUUUUGAUUUUAUUUAAGCAUUGAUGUCAAUUUAAUUUUUAGAUCAUUUAAGUAUGAUGAUUUUUUUCAAACUGUAUGAAUCCACGUAGCUUUGGCCGAUGGCCAUUUGUGACGUCACAUUUUUCAUGCCAUUUUCGGAUAUUUUUUCCAUUAUGUAUGAAAAAAAUCUCAACCAAUCAGAAAGCCGCAUUCUGCGUACAAACAAGGAAAAAUUAAUCAUUUACGUAUACCAGAUACAUUUUGUUUUGUGUCAUUUGAUAUCUUAUUAUUGAGAAAAUUUAUAAAGAUGCUAUUUAAGUAAAUGACUUAUGUCGAAUAGACAAUACCUCAUCAAGACUCGUGAGCUUGUGCUCUCGUGCCCACAUUACGUCAUUUCAUUUCGGGAACUCUGAUGUGAUUU
This is a messenger RNA of Pecten maximus, 3964 nucleotides long. Its product is annotated as peroxisome proliferator-activated receptor alpha-like. The transcript has 7 exons. Lineage: Eukaryota; Metazoa; Mollusca; Bivalvia; Pectinida; Pectinidae. Gene Ontology annotation, molecular function: RNA polymerase II cis-regulatory region sequence-specific DNA binding; zinc ion binding; nuclear receptor activity. The record is from RefSeq and is a predicted model, not a curated record. Bases 199 to 1308 code for a protein of 369 amino acids. Gene Ontology annotation, biological process: negative regulation of transcription by RNA polymerase II; positive regulation of transcription by RNA polymerase II; hormone-mediated signaling pathway.